Molecule: messenger RNA, 2539 nt
Organism: Gymnodraco acuticeps
Lineage: Eukaryota; Metazoa; Chordata; Actinopteri; Perciformes; Bathydraconidae
Product: cingulin-like
Exons: 3
Coding region: 497-2107 (536 amino acids)
Source: RefSeq, a predicted model, not a curated record
GUGAACCAAAGUGACGGGCGGGUGGAGAGGAUUCUGACGCUGAGUCUCAAGCUAUCAGACUAUUUGGCCGAUUACCACAUCUGGAUAUCUUUGUACAGCUGCCCCUGCCCCAACGCGUUCACACACACUCAGAGACUGUGUGUGAGCCUGCUGCUUCUGCUGGGAUAUGCAUGUGUCAGCACACUGAUCAUAUCACACAUGGAUGAUCAGGUUGGUUAAUAAAACCUAUACAGUUUAAUAUUUAGAGCCCCAAGAGUGUCCAAAACAUUUUAACGCAGAUCCGUUGUUUACAGUUGCCCUUCCAGUUUGGCUGUGUAGAAGCAACAGCUGUUUCUGUGCGGACAGGACUUCUGAGUGUGUGUGGUGUUGCCAGCAGCAGCACACUAUUUGGUGUCUGUUUGGCUCCAAAUACCAAACAGAUCAUUGCAGCAUCCCAUGAUCCCCUCUGUUUCAGCCCUGUUUCUAAAGUGCUGGACAAAACGUAUGAGAGUACGCGAUGACCUCAUCACAUGACAUCACAGAUGGCCUUCAAGUUGAGAUUGCGAGAGCUCUGAAGUGCAGGCAUUCUUCAGUUCUUCAGUUCAGAGCGGUGAGUGGUACACGUAUUCAGUCAGAGCAAACUAACUUCACAGUUUUCCCGACAAAACACGUAUUACGUACACACGUAGAUUUCUAUUCCUACGCACAACACAAGUCCACAGACAGCGCCAUGGAUAGAACACAGUCAGACCAGAGCAGCAAGGAGACAUCCCACAGCCAGAACGAUGAGAGUCUGCUGCAGUUUGACGCAGAGACCGUCAAACUGCUCGUGAUGAGAGGAGAUGAACUCUUUGAGUGUUUGACAGUCUGUGAGGAAAGAUACGGCGCUCUGGAGGAAAGAUACGGCGCUCUGGAGGAGGAGAUGGAAGCUAAAGAGGCUCGACACAAGCAGCAGCUGGACGAGAACCUGGUGACCAUAAACCUGCUGAAAAGAAGAGAGGAAGAACUCCUUCAGAGCCAGGAGAAGUCCACCAAGGACCUGGCUGAGAAACAACAGAGCUGGGAGAAUGGAAAACAAGGCAUGAAGUAUGUAGUGGACGAGAAAAACUACCAGGCCGCUAGAAACCACACCUUGGAGACGGAAAAACGAAAGAUGGAAUGGAAAGUGAAUGGGGUGAUGAAGCACAACAGUCAGCAGACCUUUAGAAUCCACAGCUUGGAGAAGGAAGUCCAGAAGCUGGUGCUCCAGUUGGAAAAGCAGGGAGAAAAGAACUCUGAAGACCAACAACCGAUGGAGGCCAAACUAAAACAGGUGGAGAAGGAGAACGAGGAUCUGGCAAAGAAGAACACAAGCUGGGAGACGGAUGUCAAACAGCUGAAAGACCAGAUGAGAGAGAAGGAGGAAAAGUUCUCCAAAGACCUGGCCGAGGAACAGCUGAGCUGGGAGAGUGAGAAACAUCAGCUGGAGGGCGAGAGGAGAGAGAUGGAGAAGACAUUGAAACAGGUGGAGGAAUCCAAGAAGAAGCUGGCUGAGGAGAACCGCAGCUUGGAGUUGGACGUCACACUGAAUGUCUUGCUGGUGAAGCAGUUUGAGAAGGACAUGGAGGUGCAGCAGGAAGAGUUCUCCAAACGACACCAGAGCUGGGAGACCAAGGCCAGUUCGAUGGAGACCGAAAUAAAAGAGGUCACUCAGGAGAAGGAAGACCUGGCUCAGACACUUCAGAGCCAGGCGACUGAAUUCAAAGACAUUCAGGCUCAGUUACAUCAGGCAGAGGAUGAUAACAACCUGAGCUGGGAGACAAGAGUCCAGCAGCUUGAGAAGGAGAUGAAGGAGCAGAAGGAGAAGUGCUCCAAAGACCUGAGCCAGAAACACCAGAGCUGGGAGACCACGGUUCAUCUGAUGGAGACUCAACUGAAGGAGGCGAAGGAGGAGAGGGACAACCUCGCUCAGACGCGACUCAGCUGGGAGACCAAAGAGAAGAAGAUGGGGGAAGAGAAGACACUUCUGGAGGACCUGUGUCUUCACAGGAAGAAUAAGAGCAGAGGAUUCUUCGCUCGCAGGAGGGCGACUGAGGAAAGGGACGUCGUUUUGCAGAAAAUGCUGCACAAGAUGGAAGAGAGGAGAUGAGAAAGAAAGCAAAGGGGGAGAAGGAGGAGAAGGAGGAGGCUGGACGUCAGUAGCUGUCUUUUCCUCUCCUCUCUCCCUCCUCCCUUUCUCUCACCUCCUUCCUCCUGCCUCACCCCCUCCUGCCUUCCCAUUUUCAUACUCAGGGUUUUCUCCUGGAGCUCAGGUUUUCCCACAAUCUGUAUAAUGGAUGUAAAAAAACUCACUUGAAGUCCCUCCCCCUUUAACUGUACCUACUUCCUGCUCCCUCACCAUCUCUCUCCUGACUCCAUCCUUUACCUCCUUCCUCAAUACUUCGCCUCCCUUCACUCCAAACUCUCUCCUCCAUUUCCCUCACCUCUUCCUUCCUACAUCACCCUCUCUUCCACUUUUCAUAUUUAGUGUUUUUUAGUUGUAUUUAGACUUGAUUUUCAAAUAAAAUGUUAAUUAAAUGUA